CUCGACGUCAUCUCAGGGCUUUAUGAUUUCAAUUGAGUGAUCAGCGCGUCAUGGACAAAAAUUAUGGUGAAAGGCAUGGAAAUCUAGGUAAGAGUCGUUGGCAGCAUUCCCUCUACUAAAGGCUUCAUUCGUAUUCACAGCCUCGUUCGUAUCCAUUCAAUCUGGCUGCCAAAACAGCGCAACGCCUUGCCCGCAUCGUGUCCACCAUGUCUCAUCCUACCGCGACGACAACUGCGCCAUGGAAACAAAAAUUCCAGCAGCACCUUGAAAAGGCCGGCGGGCCACAAGGAUCAGGCGCAGAGUUCUAUUUAGCGACUGUCAAUGCGGGAGGCUUGCCUAAAGUCCGAACGUGUAUCUUCCGCGGCUUCUGGGCCACAUUGCCUGAGAACGAACACAACAAACUCUCCAAGAACCCUGAGAUUUACGAGUCCGAUUGUCCUACAUUUACCACUGAUUGUCGAAUGAGCAAGACCUAUGAUAUCUUCGCGACUGGAAAGGGCAAAGGAAGUCUGGAACAGUCUCGAUCGGGGACUGGCGGGGGCGGUCCGAUUGAAGCAGUCUACUGGAUCAAGGAUACAAACACUCAAUGGCGCAUUAGCGGCAAAUGCUGGAUCAUUGCAGCUGACGACAUUGAGGGCGGAGAAGAAGCCCAAAACUCUGGGACCGUGACUGUCAAGGCAGAGGUCGGAAGGUAUAUGCGGACAAAGGGAGAUCACGCCGAGAAGGACAAAGAAUGGUCGUGGAAACUGGAGACGGAAAACUACUUUGAGAACUUGUCGCCCGGGAUGCGAGGGACCUUCAAGAACCCGCCUCCUGGUCAACCUGUAGACGAAGGUAAAGAUGAAAAAGCAGGAGAAGGUCUCGGACAGAAAGCAGGACAUUUGUCCGAAGAGACGUUGGCCAGGAAGAAUUUUCGAGUCUGUGUGAUAACGCCCGAGCAGGUCGAAGCUGUCGACCUAACCGAUCCUGCGAAGGCGACGCGGCAGAUCUGGACUUUAGCUGAAGAAGCGGGAGGCCCAGGUGGUAGGAAGCCAGCCGAACCUGUAGGUGAGUGGAAUCACAUCGAGACGUGGCCAUAGAGCACAGGUGUAGGAAUAAACAGUCAAUCGAUCAGAGAACAAGAUCCGUAACCAUAUCAUAAUUCGUUAUCGAGGCGAAGACAGCAAACGCUUGCAAAAUUUACAGCAAGGGACUUUUCACCCCGGGUAUCUCGAUACAGCUCAAUGCAAGU
Molecule: messenger RNA, 1231 nt
Organism: Exophiala viscosa
Lineage: Eukaryota; Fungi; Ascomycota; Eurotiomycetes; Chaetothyriales; Herpotrichiellaceae
Product: pyridoxamine 5'-phosphate oxidase-domain-containing protein
Exons: 1
Coding region: 207-1079 (290 amino acids)
Molecular function (GO): FMN binding
Source: RefSeq, a predicted model, not a curated record